Molecule: messenger RNA, 1683 nt
Organism: Brugia pahangi
Lineage: Eukaryota; Metazoa; Nematoda; Chromadorea; Rhabditida; Onchocercidae
Source: the annotation of a GenBank genome assembly
AUGUAUUCAAGUGACACAAUUCGGUCGUUACCUGGAGCCAGUGGAGGUCGAGUGCUAAAAAUGGUCACCGAGAUGGGUUCAGCAUCUAUUGGCGGUAUUAGUCCAGCGUUGAGUGCAAAUGCCGCAAAAUCAUUCCUUGAAGCAACCGAUAAAGAAAAAAAGGAAAUGCAAGGACUAAAUGACAGGCUUGGAAAUUAUAUUGAUCGGGUGAAAAAACUGGAGGAACAGAAUAGAAAACUGGUUGCUGAUCUCGAAGAGUUGCGUGGUCGAUGGGGAAAAGAUACCAGUGAAAUCAAGAUACAGUACUCAGACUCAUUACGUGAUGCUCGCAAAGAGAUUGAUGAUGGUGCAAGACGGAAGGCUGAAAUUGAUGUCAAAGUAGCACGGCUCAGAGAUGACCUUGCGGAAAUUCGUAGCCGCUAUGAAGACGUCCAGCAUCGUCGUGAGAACGAUCGCGAAAAGAUUAACCAGUGGCAACAUGCAAUUGAUGACGCUCAAAGUGAACUGGAAAUGCUCCGAGCUCGUUGGCGUCAGCUGACAGAUGAAGAGAAACGGUUAAACGGUGAUAAUGCUCGCAUAUGGGAGGAACUUCAAAAAGCUCGUAAUGAUCUGGAUGAAGAAACCUUAGGACGAAUUGAUUUCCAAAAUCAAGUACAAACGCUAAUGGAAGAAUUGGAAUUUUUGAGACGUGUACAUGAGCAGGAGGUUAAGGAGCUGCAAGCUCUAUUAGCUCAAGCUCCAGCUGAUACUCGUGAAUUCUUUAAAAAUGAACUCGCUUUAGCUAUUCGUGAUAUUAAGGAUGAAUAUGAUUACAUUGCUAAACAAGGAAAGCAAGAUAUGGAAAGCUGGUAUAAAUUGAAGGUGUCAGAGGUGCAAGGCACUGCAAAUCGUGCCAACAUUGAAGCAAAUUAUCAACGUGAAGAGGUGAAACGAAUGCGCGAUAAUAUUGGUGAUCUUCGUGGUAAACUCGGUGACCUUGAAGCCAAAAAUGCGUUGCUUGAAAAGGAAGUACAAAGCUUGAAUAAUCAGCUCAAUGACGAUCAGAGACAGUACGAAGCAGCUUUAAACGAUCGCGAUGCAACUCUUCGUCGUAUGCGCGAGGAAUGCCAAACAUUGGUGGCUGAAUUACAAGCACUGCUUGAUACCAAGCAAAUGCUAGAUGCUGAAAUUGCUAUUUAUCGGAAGAUGCUAGAGGGUGAGGAGAGUCGUGUUGGUCUCCGUCAAAUGGUUGAACAAGUGGUGAAGACACAUUCAUUACAGCAGCAAGAAGAUACGGAUUCGACACGUAGCGUACGUGGUGAAGUUUCUACUAAGACAACAUUCCAACGCUCAGCUAAAGGGAAUGUUACUAUUGCUGAAUGUGAUCCAAACGGAAAAUUCAUCAUGCUUGAGAACAGUCACAGAAGCAAGGAUGAAAAUCUUGGUGAGCAUAAACUCCGAAGGAAACUUGACAAUCGCCGAGAAAUUGUUUACAUUAUUCCACCGAAUACAGUUUUGAAAGCUGGACGUACAAUGAAGAUUUGGGCACGUGAUCAAGGAGGUAUACACAGUCCACCGGAAUCGUUGGUGUACGAUGGCGAAAAUACGUGGGGUAUUGGUGCAAACGUUGUUACGACUCUGAUCAACAAAGAUGGUGACGAACGUGCAACGCAUACGCAGAAAACAAUACAAACAGGACAAUAA